Molecule: messenger RNA, 1710 nt
Organism: Sparassis crispa
Lineage: Eukaryota; Fungi; Basidiomycota; Agaricomycetes; Polyporales; Sparassidaceae
Product: acid protease
Exons: 11
Coding region: 1-1710 (569 amino acids)
Biological process (GO): proteolysis
Molecular function (GO): aspartic-type endopeptidase activity
Source: RefSeq, a predicted model, not a curated record
AUGUUGGUGGUUCCGUUGACUCUCCUGUCGCUCUGCUCCUGCUUUGCCGCGAUCUAUGCCGCGACCGAUCACAACCCCAUCUUCAAGAACACGACAGCUGUUGUGACGGUCAACACCACGAACGAGGGCCGGCUCGGGUUCACCAAUUCAUGGAUGCUCAUUGGAAUGUACACCGCGACCGUUUACAUCCAGGGCCAGCCGUUCCAGGUUGUGAUUGACACUGGCAGCUCGGACCUAUGGAUCUACAACUCCCAAAAUCUGACGCUGGACGGCCUCAUUCCCACUGGGCACAGCGAGAACGUCACCUAUGAUGAUGGGACUUAUAUUGAUGGGCCGAUCGUGCUCGCGAAUAUCUCCCUUGGCCAGUAUACAGUGCAAGCACAGGCGUUCAUCAACUCCGGAUCCGCUGCUGCUGAAAUUGCCAGGUCUGCCGAUGGUAUCCUGGGUGUCAGCUCACCGUUCGCUUCCGGUAUUUUCCAAAAUCUAUAUCACAAUAGCACAGACAAUGGUUGGCCAUUCCUGUCAAAUCUAUUCAACAACAAUCCCGACAUGGAGCCGUACAUUACCUUAUACCUUACACGCUCUGCUGUUGGCGUCGUUGACGGCGGUGCUCUCACGAUCUCGGAGAUUGUGACGAACUUUGAAGCGGUCCUUGAGGCACCUCCAUUACCGGUAUACUCUGACGAUACCUUCUCCACGUUCAUGGACGGUGUUUACUUGGAUGGGAAGUUUCUAACUGGCAACUCGUUUGGACCCAAUGGCACUGGUGUUAAUGCUAACCCUGGUCCCAAUCAGACUAUCGUCAUCCUUGAUUCUGGUACUGCCCUGAUGAUAGCUCCGCCGUACUACGUCCACGGGAUCUACAAGGAUAUCCCUGGAGCGCAAUGGAUUCCUAGUAUAAGGACUUAUUCGGUGCCGUGUUCGACAAAGUUGAACAUCAGUAUGGUGUUUGGUGAGAGCAUCUACCCGGUUGACCCCAUCGACUCCACAAUUGUCGGCGUCAGCGAUGAUGGUUCUUUGAAAUGCAUCGGUGCUAUCAGUUACAGCGGUGCAUCCGUUGGUGCCGAUUUCAUCCUCGGCAGCUCGUUCCUGCGGAAUGUCUACACGCUCUUUCAUUGGGGAAACUGGACCGAGAACCGCACGAACCAGCCCUACAUGCAGCUACUCUCUCUCACGGACCCGGACAAGGCCUGGGCGAACUUCGACACGCUCAACUUGGAGCGGAUCGGGCAGACUGAGCAGCAGCAGAUCCAGGAUAACCAGAACUACACGUACCCGAAGACCGUCUCGCAGAGCGUCACGUACUCGCUCACCUCCCCCUCCCUCUCCGCAACCCAUUCGGCGGGUGCGUCCAGCACCUCGGGCCCUUCUGCAAGCACCCUGAGCCCGUCGACGGCGAGCACCACCACUCCCGCUGCGGCUGCGAAGCUCGACGCGGCACUCGCUGAGGCGUCCGGCGGCGCGUCGUCGUCAUCGACGGUCGAUCUCGGCGGGCUCACGCGCAACUCGUACAUCAUCAUGGGCCUCAUCGCGGGCGUGCUCGUGCUCCUUCUCGGCGUCCUGAUCAAGCUUGUCAGCGACGGCCGGAACCAGCAGUACCGCGCGGUGCCGAACGUCAUACGUCCGCCGAUGCAUUUCAGCGACAAGCCUUACGAGCCUGAAAGUGAGGCGUUCGUGACGCCGUAUGACGAUCCGGCGAGGCCGCAUUGA